AUGGGGAGCGACGUGGUGCAGAUAGUUAAAGAGGACAAGUGUGUAUCCGUUCACUCUGAAGAGUGUUUGCCAAACUUCACGUGGCAGCCUGAUAUCUACAAUUACACACCCAAUGGGACCUGGGCAGCCGAGCCAGAGGCUAUGUCUCCAAUCAUCCCCAUCAUAACGGCGCUGUACUCCGUAGUGUUCGUGGUGGGCUUGGUGGGCAACUGUCUUGUAAUGUAUGUCAUCAUCAGAUACACAAAGAUGAAGACAGCCACCAAUAUCUACAUCUUCAACCUGGCCAUGGCAGAUGCUCUGGUCACUACCACCAUGCCAUUCCAGAGCACUGACUACCUGCUCAACUCAUGGCCUUUUGGUGAAGUGGUCUGUAAAGUCUUCAUCUCAAUUGACUACUACAACAUGUUCACCAGUAUCUUCACUCUCACUAUGAUGAGUGUGGACCGCUACGUGGCGGUGUGCCACCCGGUGAAGGCCUUGGACUUCCGAACACCCGUCAAGGCCAAGAUCAUCAACAUCUUCAUCUGGGUGCUCUCCUCUGCUGCGGGCAUCCCUGCUCUGAUCCUGGGAAGCACUCAGACCAACAAUGGCACAACAGAGUGCGCCCUGCAGUUCCCCGACCCGUACGUCUACUGGGACACUCUGAUGCGGAUCUGCGUCUUCAUCUUCGGCUUCGUGGCACCCCUCCUCAUCAUCACUGUCUGCUACACGCUGAUGGUGCUGCGCUUGAAGAGCGUGCGGCUGCUGUCGGGCUCGCGGGAGAAGGACCGCAACCUGCGGCGCAUCACCCGCCUGGUGCUGGUGGUGGUGGCCGUGUUCGUGGUCUGCUGGACGCCCAUCCACAUCUUCAUCCUCGUCAGGGCGCUGCUUCCCGGCGUGCCCGAGACCACCGACGUCAUGGCCGCCUACUUCUUCUGCGUGGCCCUGGGCUACACCAACAGCAGCCUCAACCCCAUCCUCUACGCCUUCCUGGACGAGAACUUCAAGCGAUCGUUUAUGCGAGUUCUUUGCUAACCUACUUGUGAGAGCACGGUGUGCUGCCUGUGCAAUAAUGUUUCGUGUCACUUAAGCAGAUGUUUGAAUAAAGAGGUUGAUAAGAAAAUGAGGAAAUGUGUAGGCUUAAAUAACAUAGCCUAUAGGCUUAGAUUUUGACGCAGAACAGACUAUU
Molecule: messenger RNA, 1168 nt
Organism: Sardina pilchardus (European sardine)
Lineage: Eukaryota; Metazoa; Chordata; Actinopteri; Clupeiformes; Clupeidae
Gene: oprk1
Product: opioid receptor, kappa 1
Exons: 4
Coding region: 1-1014 (337 amino acids)
Biological process (GO): G protein-coupled opioid receptor signaling pathway; neuropeptide signaling pathway; sensory perception of pain
Cellular component (GO): neuron projection; plasma membrane
Molecular function (GO): dynorphin receptor activity; neuropeptide binding
Source: RefSeq, a predicted model, not a curated record